CCCAAAUUUGGCUAUUUCUCGAGACAAGGCCUCUCCUCUCUCUUCUCUCUCUUCUCGACACACAGAGAAGAAAGCUCUAAGCUUUGAAGUACUUUUUCUUUACGGACGAUUUUCGGAAAGUGGAAACAAAUUGAAGGAGUUGUUAGAAAAGAAAACGAUACCAAAUAGAAUGUUCUACAGAGGUAAAUAUCCUGAUGGUGGGGAUGGGCGUGAAAUGGGUGCAAAGCGUCAGCGGCUAGUUGAACAAGGUUCUUCAUUUUAUGGGACUUCCCCUGGUCCAAGUUUUAUGUACAAUCCAGCCACUUUUGCUUAUGUAGGACAGCCUCCGCCUUUCCCUGUUGUCAAACUGCGUGGCCUUCCAUUUGAUUGUGCAGAAGCUGACGUGGCUGAGUUCUUCCACGGUCUGGACAUAGUUGAUGUUCUUUUUGUCCACAAGUAUGGAAAGUUCACUGGUGAAGCUUUUUGUGUCUUCGGGUAUCCUCUUCAGGUUGAUUUUGCACUUCAAAGGAAUAGACAGAACAUGGGCAGGAGAUAUGUUGAAGUGUUCAGAAGUAAGAGGCAGGAAUAUUACAAGGCAAUAGCGGGUGAAGUUUUUGACGCUCGUGGUGGUUCCCCUCGCCGAAAUAUACCAAGGUCCAAAUCUUAUGACGAAGGGAAGGAUUCCGCUGAACAUACAGGAGUAUUAAGGUUGAGGGGAUUACCAUUUUCUGCCGGCAAGGAUGAUAUAAUUGACUUUUUCAAGGAUAUUGUAUUGUCAGAAGACUCGAUCCAUUUUACUAUGAAUUCAGAAGGAAGGCCAACUGGGGAAGCAUUUGUUGAGUUUGCAAAUGCAGAAGAUUCUGAAGCGGCAAUGGCCAAGGAUAGGAUGACUCUAGGGAGUCGUUACAUUGAACUGUUUCCGUCAUCACACGAGGAGUUGGACGAAGCUCUUGCAAGAGGGCGGUGAUUUCUUGUUGGAGUUUUUCUUCCAUUUGCUGUUUGUACUACUAGUUAUCUCCUUAGUCCCAUUUUAUUGCCUGGAUUUUUGCUCGAUUAAUGCUUUGAUUGGGAAAUAGCAAGUUUUCUUAUAGUAUCUUUUAGUUUUUAUGCCCUAGUUUCCUGAAGUUUUCUUUUAGUAAUUCUGGAGCUGUAUGAUUGACGUUUAGAAUUAGACAAAAAGAAGCUUUCUUAUCA
Messenger RNA from Morus notabilis, 1173 nucleotides. Its product is annotated as heterogeneous nuclear ribonucleoprotein F. NCBI's taxonomy places the organism in Eukaryota, Viridiplantae, Streptophyta, Magnoliopsida, Rosales, Moraceae. The record is from RefSeq and is a predicted model, not a curated record. The transcript has 2 exons. Gene Ontology annotation, cellular component: ribonucleoprotein complex. Bases 170 to 946 code for a protein of 258 amino acids. Gene Ontology annotation, molecular function: RNA binding.